UCUUUGUGACUCUUCCUUUCCUUUCUCCAUUCCCCUCAUACGCUUCCCCCUCUCUUUUCUCUUCCUUUUCCAUUCUUCCCUUAACUUCCCUAAUACUCUUUCCAUCCUUCGUCCUUCCUUUCUCAGAAGGAAGCGAAGGGCACUGUCUCCUCGGCAUCAGCUGCAGGCCCUACAGAUGUGGUCGGUCCUUCCCUUUUGGGGAACUUCUGGCAUUUCUUCAUCCACUUUGGAGGCAGCCUAGACACACAGAACCAAGAUGGAAAGGCAAGGAUCAUGCGGCUCCGAGUUGCAAACCUUUUCUCCUGCUGUUAAGGCUGAGAAUGGUGGAGCAUCCUGGGACGACCCUUGGAAGAACGACCUGGAAAGCCACCUGCUCCAUUCAGAUCUUCAGCACCAUUUUUUCCGGCAGUUCCGCUAUGAAGAGGCUCGAGGUCCCCGAGAGGUGUGCAGCCAUCUCCACACUCUCUGCUGCCAGUGGCUGAAACCGGAAAGGAAGACCAAGGCGGAGAUGCUGGACCUGGUGAUCCUAGAACAAUUCCUGAGCAUCCUUCCCUCCGAGAUGGAGCACUGGGUCCGGGAAUGUGGGGCAGAGACCAGUUCCCAGGCAGUGGCUUUGGCUGAAGGCUUCCUUCUGAGUCAAGAAGAGGAGAAGAAGCAGGUGCAGAGCGCUUUUGCAGAUGAGACCACUGAGAUUGAAAAGUCUCUUUCGGACACCAUUUGUGCUGUCACAGUUGGAGACAACGAAUUCAUCACAAUUGGCAAUGGAUCGUGGCCAAGUGGUAGUAACCCAUCUUUUCGUGAUUCUUUACAAAUAAGAGAUUCUGCAAGACCAGAUCAGGUGACUUUUGAAGAUGUGUCUGUGGGUUUCUCAGAGGAGGAGUGGGCCCUCUUGGAUCCUGGCCAAAGAGCCUUGCACCAGCAAGUCAUGGAGGAGAAUUUAGAGAUGGUGUCCUCUCUGGUAGAAGCAAACCCAUUUAAAUGUUUGGAAUAUGGACAGAAUUUCAACUGGAAAGAAAAGCCCACGUGGCAUCAGGCAACUAACACAGGAGAGAAACCCUUUAAAUGUUCAGACUGUGGAAAGAGCUUCAGCCACAAGAAGUACCUUGUUCGUCAUCAGGCAACCCACACAGGAGAGAAACCGUUUAUAUGCACUGUGUGUGGAAAGAGCUUCAGUCAGAAGUCAAACCUUGUUUGUCAUCAGGCAACCCACACAGGAGAGAAACCAUUUAUAUGUUCAGCGUGUGGAAAGAGUUUCAGUCGGAAGUCGCACCUUGCUCUUCAUCAAGUGACACACACAGGACAGAAACCAUUUGUAUGUUCAGAAUGUGGGAAAAGCUUCAGCCAGAAGGCACAACUUGUUCGUCAUCAGUCAACUCACACAGGAGAAAAACCAUUUAUAUGCUUUGAGUGUGGAAAAAGCUUCAGUCAGAAGUCAAACCUUGUCGUUCAUCAGACGACACACACGGGAGAGAAACCAUUCAAAUGUUCAGAGUGUGAAAAGAGCUUCUGCCGAAAGACCCACCUUGUUCGUCACCAGUCAAUUCACGUAGGAGAGAAGCCAUUCGCAUGCUUAGUGUGUGGAAAGAGCUUCAGCCGGAAGGCAUGCCUCAUUCUCCACCAGGCAACUCACACAGGAGAGAAAGCGUUUAUAUGCUUGGAGUGUGGGAAGAGCUUCUCUCAGAAAUCGCACCUUGUUUUCCAUCAGAGAAACCACACAGGAGAAAAACCAUUCAAAUGUUCUGUGUGUGGAAAGAGCUUCUGUCGGAAGUCGCAUCUCGUUCGUCAUCAGUCCAUUCACACAGGAGAGAGGCCAUUCAAAUGCUCCGAAUGUGAAAAGCGCUUCAGUCAGAAGUCACACCUUGUUCUUCAUCAAUCCGUUCACACGGGGAAGAGACCUUUUAAAUGCUCGGAGUGCGGAAGGACCUUCAAUCAGAGGUCCCAUCUUGUUUUUCACCAGGGAACUCACACGGGAGAGAAUCCAAAGUCUAGAAAGAGCUUCCCUAAUACGGCACACCCUGAUCAUCUUCAGGCAACCCACACCAUUUACAUGUUUAAACUGUGGAAAUAACUUCACUCAUAAGAGAAACCUUACCAAUCGUCAAAGCUGUCACACAGGAAAAAAGCCAUUAAAAAUGUUUGUAAUGCGGGAAGAACUUCUAUU
This is a messenger RNA of Anolis sagrei ordinatus, 2161 nucleotides long. The record is from RefSeq and is a predicted model, not a curated record. Lineage: Eukaryota; Metazoa; Chordata; Lepidosauria; Squamata; Anolidae.